AUGAAGAGUUAUAUCAUGUCCUCCUCCAAUAUGUAUAGAACGGACUUUAAGCUAUCAACUCAUGGCAAUCAGUACUCCAAAUCAUUUGCAAACAAUAUUUCCCACAUUAAUUAUCCUAAUGACCCCUGCUCUUCCAGCGUUUCUUACAAUUAUUCAUGGCUAAUCUAUACGUUCUCCAUCGAAGACCACCGCGAGAGAGUCAUGGCUUUCCUCCGCAUCCUUCUUCUUCUUCUUCUUCUAGCCAUAACUGCUUGCUGCAUCGACGCGAGAAGGUUCGGCCCGCCCCCACGCGGACUUGCGGAGCGUCAACAGGAAGAUGAAACAUGGCAAUGCUGGGAAGCGCUGAUUGAACUACGAUCGUGCAGCGGAGAAGUAAUUCUCUUCUUUCUGAACGGAGAAACGUAUUUGGGCCCGAGCUGCUGCAGAGCCAUUCGGGUCAUCGAGAAGCGUUGCUGGGCAGCCGACGCUUUGCUCGCCGUAUUGGGCUUCACCGCACAAGAGGGCGAUGUUCUUCGUGGAUAUUGUGAGGCCGCCGUAGAAGCGCCGCCGCUGGAAUUUACGCCGCCGCCUGAUUCUUCUAGCCAUGAUACUGUUAAUUAA
Molecule: messenger RNA, 600 nt
Organism: Phalaenopsis equestris
Lineage: Eukaryota; Viridiplantae; Streptophyta; Magnoliopsida; Asparagales; Orchidaceae
Product: egg cell-secreted protein 1.1-like
Exons: 2
Coding region: 1-600 (199 amino acids)
Biological process (GO): double fertilization forming a zygote and endosperm
Source: RefSeq, a predicted model, not a curated record